Molecule: messenger RNA, 1214 nt
Organism: Fukomys damarensis (Damara mole-rat)
Lineage: Eukaryota; Metazoa; Chordata; Mammalia; Rodentia; Bathyergidae
Product: transmembrane protein 268-like
Source: RefSeq, a predicted model, not a curated record
GGAGGCCCCAACCUCCUGCGUCCCCGGCCGGCAGCGUUGGCGCGGAGGCUGGGAGUGGAGCCGAGGUAGUGAUAGCCACUCCAGCAUGAACCACAACUCCAGGAAGAAGUAGAAUCCGCCUGGCUCUCUGCCAUGGCCUGUGAGCCACAGAUGGACCCUGGCGGGGCAGCCAGCCCGCUGCCCACCGCCACCCCUGGUUGGAGUGCCCUGCCUGGGGGGAGCCCGCCGAGGUGGGGACAAGAGCUGCACCAUGGCCAGGUCCUCUCAGUCCUCCGAGUUGACAAUACCUGUGCACCCAUCUCCUUCGACCUGGGAACCGCAGAAGAGCAGCUGCAGGCCUGCGGCAUUCAGCUCCCUGCCGACCAGUACAGGAGCCUGGCUGAGAGCACCCUGUUGGAGCCACAAGUGAGGAGAUAUACCAUCUACAACUCCAGGCCCAUGCGGCUGGCCUUCGCUGUGGUCUUCUACAGCUGUGUCGUGGUUUGGACCAAUAUCUACUCGACCAGCCAGCUGUUUGCCCUGGGCAACCACUGGGUGGGCGUGCUUCUGGUGACCCUGGCCGCAGUGAGCCUGACGCUGACACUCGUGCUUGUCUUUGAGAGGCACCAGAGGAAGGCCAACACUAACGCGGACCUAAGGCUGGCAGCUGCCAACAGAAUGCUCCUGAGACACCGGGUGCUGCUGGGGGUAACAGACACUGUGGAAGGCUGCCAGGGUGUGAUCCAGCUCUGGUUUGUCUAUUUCAACCUGGAGAAUUGCGUGCAGUUUCCGUCCGACUGUGUUCAAGAAAUGAAAACUAACCAAGAGUCCUUGCUGAGAAGCAGACUGAGCCAGCUGUGUGUUGUCAUAGAGACAGGGGUGAGCCCUGCAGUGCCGGAGGGACCUGGAGACCUGGAGGAUGCUCCUCUCCUGCCCAGCGAGACCAGUCCUCAGGAGAGGCCAGUCCUGCAGACUGAGCUGUACCAGCUUGCGCCCGAGGCUGAGCCGCAGAAAAUGGCGCAGCAGCUGCUCUCGGUAUUUGGUGGCUACUACAUCCGGCUUCUAGUGACCUCCCAGCUCCCUCAGGCAGUGGGGACCCGGCACAUGGACUCUCCAAGCGUUCCGUUCCCUUGCCAGCUCAUAGAAGCGCAUAUCCUGGGCCCGGGAUGCUGCCACUUCCUGAACAGGUGACCUAGGGACAGAAGUCUUUAUCAUCCUCCAAGACUGAGAAGUAG